CCGUCCAAUUGCGGGCGACCACGACCGGUGUGGGAGGGAAGCGCCGGUUGGACAAAUCCCCGCACGGAGUGACGCCCCCGUUCGCAUAGGCUGGCUACCCGGACAGCGCAGUUGAGCACGCCCGAGAGGGCACGAGGAACGCGGAGGGAGGCGGGGGGGAAUGGGGAGAGGAGGGAGGAAGAGGGGGACUAAAGACAAAAAAAGAAACAAGGCAAGAUGGCAAACGAGGGCGGGCUUCUCGACCAGUUCUUGGCCCGCGACAAAGCGUUCCCCGGAGAGCUCUGGGCCUGGUUCUGCAUCGGCACCGUCAUCAUGAUCCUCCGUUUCGUCGUCAGGCUCCGAAUGGUAGGCGCGGCCGGGCUCGCGGGAGACGAUUACUUUAUGGUCCUGACCUUUGCCUUCCACGGGGCCUUGGUCACCAUGGCACUUCUGAUCUACCAGUACGGGACCAACGUCGACCUCGGACAGGCCGAAAUCGACCGGCUGUCCGAAGACGAGAUACUGCAGCUGGGCGAGGGGUCCAAGUACCUGCAGGUCUCGUGGUAUCUUUACACGUGCUUCCUGUGGUGCAUCAAGGCCUGCGCCCUAUCGUUCUAUCGUAGAUUGACAUUUUGCCUCUGGCAGAACACGUGGGUGUUCAAGGCGCUCUGCUGGUUCACGUUCUUGUCGUUCUUCGCCGUGAUCCUUGUCAUCUCGCUGAGCUGUUUACCCUACGACAACAACUUUCUGGUCCGGCACCUUCCGCCGCCAGAGUGCCGGUUCCAGAAGCAGAACCUGGUGGCCGUCGUGGUCUUGAACGUGCUCACCGACUCGGCCAUCCUCGUCCUCCCCGUCCCCGUGCUCCGGGACCUGCGGCUGCCGUGGUUCAAGAAGCUCGCCAUCGGGCUGCUCAUCUGCUCCGGCUUCUUCGUCAUCGCGGCCGCGGCCGUCCGGCUGGCGGCCACGCUGGACGCGGCGCCGUCGGCCGUCACCAUUGUGCGCUGGGGCGUGCGCGAGUGCGAGAUCGGCCUCCUCGCCCUCAGCGCCCCGGUCCUGCGCCCGCUCUUCUCGCGGAAGCUGUGGUGCGGCGGCGGCGGCGGCGGCGGCGGGCGCGGCGUGGGCAACGACAGCGCCGCCGGCAACGACGACGACGAUGGCGGGCCGAGCUGGCGCGGCGGGGGGAGGAGCUGCUUCUCGUCGUGCUGGGGCGGGGGCUCGGGCGAGGCGACGUGGGACGUGGAGGCGGCCGGGCCGUCGAGCGCCGACUCGCCCGGGAGGUCGCGGCAGCAGCAGCGGCAGCAGCAGCAGAUGGAAGAGCAGCUGGAGGGGCAGCUGCGGGAUGCUGGGCGGUGGACAGGACAGCGGCAGCAGCAGCAGACCGGGGAAGAGGCUGCUGGGUCGCGAACAAACGCGGGAGAUGAGGAAAAGCACAAGGACUGCGGCGGGGACGCCGCCGGGGACGGCGAUUUGGACACGGAACAGACCGGGCCAUCGCCGCCGCCGCAGCCAGUCGAUGCCGGCGACGUGACGAUGGUGCCUACGGCGCCGGAAGCUGGCGUCGUCCGCGCCGGGGCCGUGGAGGGUGGUGCAGGGAAAGGGGGGCUGUGUAGGUCAAGGCUAUUUUGCGGGGUGGACGGGAAGGGCAGGGAAAAGGGGAGGAGAGGCUUGAUAGCGCUCCGGCAGUUAUCAACAUGACGAUUCCAGCAAUGAGCUGUGCCAUAGGGGUGG
Molecule: messenger RNA, 1707 nt
Organism: Gaeumannomyces tritici R3-111a-1
Lineage: Eukaryota; Fungi; Ascomycota; Sordariomycetes; Magnaporthales; Magnaporthaceae
Exons: 6
Coding region: 217-1674 (485 amino acids)
Source: RefSeq, a predicted model, not a curated record